AUGGAGGAAGUGAAGAAGCUGACCAACCUAAUGCUGCCACACCUGCAGACUCUUCUAGCCAGGCAGAGAAGGGACUAUGGGAUUGAUGAGGAGGCCUUUCCAAAUGGACUAGCCAGGCAGAGAAAAGACUAUGGGAUUGAUAAGGAGGCCUUCCCAGUGGACUUACCCAAGCUACGGAAACGGCGUCGGAUAGAAGAGCUGGAAGCCGAGGUGCCAGUGGCCAUCGGAUACUGGGGCAAGCCCACGGCACUAGAGGGUGCCAAAUAUGAUUUCCUCUGCAUCCAAGCAACACUCAAAUCCAACAAGCCUGAUAGUCUUUCGUUCACUGAAGAAUUUAUGGUAGAUUCCGGAAGUGACGUGGUAACGGCCCGGCAAGAGAUCUUGGACCAGCUGGACCUGCAGUUGAUUGGUACAAUUCAGAGCCGGGGCGUCCACACAACGGUGGAGAAACAGCUGUACAAGGCGAUACUGCGCAUCGGCAAACAAGAAGCAGAGAUAGAGGUCAUGCCCGAACCGUACGAGUCCAUAGGCAACCGCGUCAUGAGACAUUUCCGUCACGUGAUCGACAGCACGGUGCACUAUUGGCUGCAGGGCAACCGACUGGAGCCAGGCGAGUCAUCAGGUCAAGGGUCCGGGUCGGCUCUAGGUAGCACGAGCGGGGAGCACACGUCACAUAGCACGCCCGAGCUGACGGGCGAGUCUGCAUCUGGAGCGGAGUCUAAAGAUGGAUCGUCACCGGAGGAGUUGAUGAAACAAGAGAAGACGGAACGAGAGAGGGGAGAAAAGGUGGGGGAGGAGGAAAAAGAAGCCGAGGGAGAAGAUUCCUCAUCGACCUCAUCCUCAGAGAAAUCACCAUGACGUCACAGGUCAGGUUCAAACGUGAAUCUAUGAAGGUUCAACAUGCAUGCCAACAGGAAGACAUCACACUGAUGUGGUAAUGCAUUGGUGGUCACUAGUUUGCAUGGUAGGCUGUUCUUCACAGCCACUUUACAAAUUCUAUCAUCAGUGUAUGACUUUUGCUUUUUGUAUGAGUUUAUUUUCGACUUCUGCCGCUAUAUUGUUCGAUGAAUUUUAUUUUUCUAUGAUUUAAAUUCUCACAAGUAGAUCAAAUGAAGCCAUCUCAAAAAAAUACCUCAGCAUUUUUAAACUCUUUGAAAAUUGAAAGGGGGGCUGAGUAUUCCUUUGUACAUUAAAUGUCCCAUGUAAUAAACAUUGUGAAUCAUUUAUUUCUUUGAUAGUCUGUGUUAGGAAAACACUAGCUCCCAACUUAAAUCCAUAGUUCAAAAUGUCAUCGUACCUGUCAUUGAUAAAUGAUGUUAAUAACCGUCUCACCAACAAAACAUGCCAUUUACAAGUACGGUUUCCAGAAGGAAAUUCUCCCUUAAUGGCUCAAUUUAAUGGAGCCGCUUCGCCCAAAAAAUCCCUAAAAUUACCUUUGCACGUCCACAUGCCGAGCAAAACAAGAAUCAGUUACACAAGAAAUAAACAUGACACAAUGAAGAAAAAAUAUAAAAAAUGAAAUAUUUCGUUGGUAACCCAUUUGACUUUGCGCAAUUGGGUUAGCAGCUUCACGAAAAACACGCACAAUGUUUGCGGAGUGUACGAACCGUGUUUUUUUCCCUACGAAAACGUAUGUUCGAUUUCUUGUAUACUGGUGAUAAAUCUACGUUUGCCUCACAGAUGAAGGGCUAUCCCACCUUAUUUGGUGCCAGACUUUAGCACAUCCCGUGUGUACCUUUCUCUUUGGUAAACGGUGUGCCAGUCGAUUAUACGUCUGUUGCCAAACUUGGUUGCCUCCAAAAAGCUCCGCAGAAAAGAUACCCAUGUGAUGUAACCGACAAUAAGCUCACAGUUUUCCAAAUCAAACCAAACUAUAUAUUUACAGAAGAUCCAGAAAAACUCAGUGAGGAGACUCAAGUGGUAAUAAUAAUGAUGUAGGUCACUGUGUAAUUAGCCAUGCAUACAAAGCGGUUUCCUAGGUGACUGCUAAGCAGUAACCUUCUAAUAAUAUAGUUUCAAUUUAGCAGUGAAAAAAAAACACCUUUCUAGCCCAUUGUGGUUCGCUGACCAUUUCCUCUCAUUGUUUUGUUUUAGAGCAAAAUUGUCAAGCCGCUUUACUUGGUUUGAACACGUCCAUUGCUGAUGGAAACACCAGAGGUCGGCUUUUCACACACAGUGUUUUAUUUUCGUCACUCCGGAAUUUUUUUAAAACACUGUUUGCAAAAUCACCAUUCCCAUCGUAUACGAACUGGCGUCCCAAAAAAAGACUCUGUAUUAGGCUGCAUUAACUGGAUGUUAACGACUGAUCCCUGUUAAUGGUUUAGAAUGUAAUGACAUUUGAAAUGAAUGCCUUAUAUUUGUGUGUCGUGUAAUCUUCGUAUACUUUUUUUUUUAAGGCAGAGAACAAAAGAAACUUUGGUUGGUGACAUGUGUCUUUACAGCCAAUGAAAUAUUGCAGAAAUGUUGUGGAGAUUGUCUUGCCGGAGAUUUGUGUUAAAUUAUUGUCAGGAAAAAAAAAAUGCCUUUUCGAUCGUUUUAGACGAGUGACUUCAAAAGAGCACGUUCGUUGUGGUUGGUUUGAAAAAAGGCAUUAUAAGAGAAAAAGACCAAAGAUUUUAUGAAUACAAUGCAGUGUAUGAUAUUCGUGCGUGGCAAGUUCUGCUUCACGCGUUGUACAUGAUAUUUAUUUCUACUUAUAUUGUGUGUGUAUCUUCCAUUACUUUUUCAUCAUGAUUUUUUGUAACACUUGUAUUUUUUCCCCAUGGGUAGGCUCAGGGGCGUCGCAAGGCAAAUUUGGGGUUGUAAUGUAAAAAUAUGCUGACACUCCGUGCUGGAAGGUAGUCCAGGAUUUGUACGGUCACCGUCAGCCUGCAGUACCAAAAUCCAAAAAAAGUGGCGUGGGGGAGGGGGACGGAGCCAGUGGAGUCGCGGUUAAAAUGCAGACGAUAAUGGACAGUAUCGGUGGCGCUCUUCGUUGUAGCACAUUGCUAACAGAAAUACGAUUUUGCCGACAAGACGACGAUUUUUUUUUUAUUAAUGGAGGGGAGGGUUGCUGGGUGUGACCACCCCCUCCCCCACACCCUCUAGCGACGCCCGUAGUUAGGCCAACGGUUGAUUAUCUGUACUACUCUCAUCACUUAUUUCAGUUCUUUGUCGCACAUUAACUUUAUCCGAAUUAGUCAUAAUUAUUUUCAUGUUUUUCUAUCGUGCGACCUAAAAUAGGGCUGCUGUUCUCCAAACGGGAAAAUGAAGCGGAAAGCGAUUCUAUAUACAAAGGGCAUUUCAAGUAUAAGCGACAGAGAGAGAGAGAGAGAGUCAAAUCCUUCUGGUUAGAACGCCCCCAACGUAUACCGAUCUUAUGGCUUUAGUUGAAAGGUUUACAGAAACGAAAUUGGAAAAGAAAUACACUAAACGGUUCCAACCAAUGAUUACAUAUUAAUAUGUAAAAUAAAAGUGUUAUUUUUGCGAAAGAUAUCAGUCAGGAAGGGGUGCUGUUUUGUGGGCGGGGCAUACGGAAACAAUAUUUAUUUUGUUUCAAGUCUCGAUAAAUUACUGAUUGAAAUCCAAAAGUACUCUAGAGUCUGUAUUUGUGAUGUCUAUUAUCGUUUGAGAACCAUUUGUAGAUUUGUUCCUAUGUAUAUUUCGGUAAACCUUUUAAAGUUCCGGUGAACAGGUUAAAUGCCGCGUUCGUUGCUAGCGUGUUAGGCCUAAUGCUAAAGGCACGACGGAAAUUUAUCCAUAUGAAUUAUUACAGAUUUUUUUUCUGUUUUAUAUCCUCCAAAUAAACAGAGCACAUCGUGAAACUCCGAACCAUAAUCACUAUAAUCAUAAAGCCAAAGGUUAAUAAAAAAAAAUGCAUAAACUUUGACCACAAAUCAGUGUUGGCGCCCUCAAGUGGUGGAUUUUAUCACACUCUAAUGUAGAGGGUCUCAAUCGUUUUGGUCCCUUUGCUACCCUCAUAAAAUUUACAAAAACACGUUUUUGUUGGUCUUGUAUUCUAAUUGUACUUUGUUUCAAUAUCCAAUCAGAUUAUUGAGUAGUCGAGAGUCCGCUGGCAUUUUACCUGGUGCCCUAUCAUUAUUAAUUGCAGUAUCGCUGCUCUUCAGACGUAAGACUAAUUCCCACGCAUAUGACGUCAUUUGUCGGUCAAGCAGCCUGCAGAACACUAUACUAUACUGUUGGCACUGAAUUCAAUUUUGCCAACUUAAAAAAAGUAUUUUACCGUCACGUUGCUGGAAAAUGUGGCUAUUCAAAUUUUUCAAGUUGUCAUGAACUUUGCGGAAGGGAUGAACGCGAUGCUAUUAAUUUUUAUUUUCAUCUGUUCAUUCACGUAGCUACAUUUUUCCCAUUGUUUUUAAAUAAUUAUAUUGCACUGUUAUCUUUUUAUCGAAAGGUAAGAAACAGAUUGAAUUUUUUAAUUUAUAAAGAUAGCCAAAAAGAAUGUUGGCAUUGCUCUACCAAUUUUAAGGAUAGAAUUCCUUGAACAUUUUAUUUUCAGCUUUGUAGUAUAAUAUGGCGUUCAGCAUUAAGUAUUUACACCAUGGACCAAGUAUUUAUAAUAUAGACUGCAAAAAGCUAAACGUUUUUAACAUUAUUUUAGUUGCUUUACGUUUUAUCAGUAAUACAUUAAGUCUCAAGGCACUGGCAAAAUUUGCAAAACAAGUGUAUACGUUUACCCAUUCACUUUUAUUUGCUAGCUUAUUCUUACACAAGACUGUUAUUCGUCUCCUAUUUUGAGGAAAGAAAUUUCUGUGGGGUCUAUGCUUUUUUUAUUCAAACAUUGCAUCAUAGUGGUCGCUUAAGUUUCCGUACUUUUAAGUUGGUACCGGGGCGCCAUGUAAAAGAAUCCGCGACAUCAAAUUCCGUGUCAAUUUUUGGGAUUAGCGUUUCGAAAUUGGCUGUAAAUUUAUGCACCACGAUCUUCGGUCAAUGUCUUGAGGUCGGGCGUUUAAAUUUUUCUGUUCCUUGAUACU
Molecule: messenger RNA, 4973 nt
Organism: Patiria miniata (bat star)
Lineage: Eukaryota; Metazoa; Echinodermata; Asteroidea; Valvatida; Asterinidae
Exons: 4
Coding region: 1-858 (285 amino acids)
Source: RefSeq, a predicted model, not a curated record